Molecule: messenger RNA, 975 nt
Organism: Aspergillus tanneri
Lineage: Eukaryota; Fungi; Ascomycota; Eurotiomycetes; Eurotiales; Aspergillaceae
Exons: 3
Coding region: 1-975 (324 amino acids)
Cellular component (GO): mitochondrion
Source: RefSeq, a predicted model, not a curated record
AUGGCGUCGUCGCUGCCAAACGCGCCCCUUCGGGCAGCUGUCCGGUCCAAUAAUUCCCUCAUCUCUCACCUCUAUCCUUCGGUCGCAGCAUCAUGUCAAUGUCGUCAGUUCUCUCUGUCGUCCCAACGUAGGGCCCUGCGGGGAACGCCGGAGAACAUCUCCAUGAAACAGCCGGCUCAGCCUAGUAUGCGGACGAGAGGUCGUGAACUGGCAAGGGCGGAUUUACCUCAAGAUAUUGGAUUGCUGCCCGGGACCUUUAUUCGGCCGCUGUGGAGGGAUAUGCCCUCGAUUUUCCAGCAACCAUCUGAGCGCCUACGAAUGGAAUGGCUCUGGUUGAAGUCGGGUGUUCAGAACUUCCUAGGCAUGGUUGUCUACAGUAAAUGGCUGAACACAGGCCUGCCGCUUCGCCUCAGAGAACGACGAUAUGUCGCUCGCGACCUCCACAAACUGAUGUACUCUGCUUUCGCCGACGGCGAUAUUCGAACCCUGCGCAAAGUCUGUUGCACAGGACUUGCAAACAGCCUUAGCAGGCGCAUCAACAACCGCCUCAAAGACGAAAAAGUCACUUGGUCCUUGGAAAAAUACAACCGAACACCAGGCACCUUUCUCACCGGCCUCCGCGUGGUAUCAGACCGCGCCACUCAAAUCCCCGAGAUACCAGAUUCUGGAGUCCGUCAGGUAGUGGUGCGCAUUACGAGUCGUCAGUCAACCGGCAAAAUCAAACUGCAACCAAAGCAUAGGCCCCAGGGCCCUUCGGUUCCCGCAGAGAAUGCUGCCUCGACUAAGCAGCAGGAUUGUACAGAAUACAUAGUUGUUCAGAAACUCCGGUGGGCUGGCGAGGAAGAAGACUGGCGGAUCUGGGGCCAUGCGACACCCACAACGGUGGAGGAUCUCAGCAACGCUUUCUUCGCCCCAGGCAUGACGGUUGCAGACCGUCUGGAGGCCAUGAAGGAUUCAAUGCAGGGCCGGAAGUAA